Messenger RNA from Gaeumannomyces tritici R3-111a-1, 2772 nucleotides. RefSeq names its product Sad1-interacting factor 3. Lineage: Eukaryota; Fungi; Ascomycota; Sordariomycetes; Magnaporthales; Magnaporthaceae. The transcript is spliced from 3 exons. The record is from RefSeq and is a predicted model, not a curated record. The coding region runs from base 533 to 2497 and encodes 654 amino acids.
AUUCCGCGUUCGCAACAAUCCACGCCGCCUUCUUUUUUUCGUUUUUGUCCUUUUUAUAUUUCUGCAGUCAACGAACGACGCAGCAACAAUUAUUAGACAAACCCUCGGCCAGGAUCAAUCGGCCCCGAUUCAAUACUGCGUACCUCCUGCUGAUCCUGGUGGUCCGGCACGGAAUCCUCUUCUUCGAACGCUCCCUCCCUCUCCCUCUCUGCUAGCAAUCGACGACGGCGAUUACUCCUACGGUCAUUUCGACCCAAAGCUCGUGCUUCCCCCGCGGCACGGCACAUCCCGGACGCCCGAUUCGACGCCCUUCCGAUAUCUGUAACGAGACCGCCCAAUGGACGUGCAGUGACCCAAAGCCUAUUUUCCGUUUUGCUUCGCGGGAAUUGCUCAGCAACCACGACGACACUCGAUCUUCCUCACAGAUCAUAGAUAUACCAGACCCCGCGUUCGAUUCCCUCCGUCGUAGCACCAGGCCAGGGGCAGCAACAGGCAGCUAUAGUGUUGGCUGGCCGAAAGCAGACCAGACAAAAUGUCGAAACGCAACCCGUCCCUCCUGGUCACCGACUCGCGCGAUCGCGCGCCCGUCCGGAGUGCCACUGGCCGCCAGGGAAGCCCCAAUCCCGGCCACUCAUCGAGCUCCAAAAUGCCCAUGCGCUUUGUUUCAGUCGACAAUGUGCUACAAUACGCCUCGGAGAUUCCAUCUGGGCAGCCGCGCGUGCCACCCAACUUCCAAACAGGCGGUCGCCAGCCCGGGCCGUCGCCACUCAUGAUGAGAGCGGGAACCGGAGGCCCCUCGGCAAGGAGAGGCAGCCACGGCGGCCUGCCGACCCUCGCCAGCAUAAGAACGGGCCUGCAGAAUGUACCAUCCAGGACGACCAAGAUCAGCGAGAAGCUCGUGCUCCUGCCCGAGACGGAGAAGGACGACGACGACGAUGACGAGGAUACAGUGGACGACACGGCCGCACUCCCGCCUUCGGUGCUGCAGGCGAACGCGGCGCUCGCGGCCGACGAGGAGGCCGGGCCACUGCGCGACGAGGAGCUGGACGUGCUGCGCAAACGAGGCGGUAUACGCGGAAAGAGCAUCGCCGAGCGCCUUCCCAAGGUGCAGCGCGGCGAGCGCGUGUCGCGCCUGACUGCAUAUUGCACCGCGCAGGCGUACAAGAUGAAGACGACGGCCGAGUUCCUACGAUCCAAGCACGGGGCCAAAGCUAAGCUGUACGACGACUGCCUCUACACGGUAUUUCACCUGCCGCUGCUGCCCGGAAUUGAUGGUUACCGCGUCCGCAGUCGGCCGGUGCUCAAAACUCCAGGCACGGGCAAGACGGUGUUGGACCUGGAAAUCGAGCGGAGCGAGCGCCGAGACGAGCACAUGGGCUACUGUGACGAGUACCACCCCCGGUCCGCCGAAGGCGACGGCGAAGGGGCAAACGGCGGCGCCAGCCACGGUGUCGACGAGAACGGACACUUCCCGCACCACUCAGACGCCACGGAGCCCAGCCCGGUGGACAGGCUGGUGGCCGAGGCCAAGAACUUUGCCGAGAUGUUCGUCUUCUCGUACGGCGUCGUGGUGUUCUGGAACUUUACCGAGAGCCAGGAGAAGGACAUAUUAGCGGACCUGACGUUCGCCGAGGGAGAGGCGGGCGUCUCGCUCCUGACGCGGCCGCUGGACCAGGCCGACUUCGAGACGGAGGAGUUCCACUUCGAGUACAGCUCCGACGCCAAACGGCCGCGCGUGUUCAACGACAUGAUCACGCUGCUCCCGCGGUCGGACCACAUGGUCAAACUGACCAUCAGCCACGCCAUCGCGCAGAGCACCAAGCUCUGCUUCUUCGAGGAGAAGAUGUCGGAAACCAUGCUGGACGCGCAGCACGUGCCCAAGCAGCUGGCCCUGACGGGCGAGCUGGCCAUGUCGAGGACCGAGAUUGUCAAGAUUCUGGGGCGGCUGUUCAAGAGCCGUGUCGACAUCAACUUGUCUUCAAAUAUCCUCGACGUGCCCAACUUCUUCUGGGACUCGGAGCCGACGCUGCACCCGCUCUACGUGGCCAUCCGCGACUACCUUGAGAUCGAUCAGCGCAUCAAAGUGCUCAACGAGCGCUGCCGCGUCUUCCUCGACCUGGCCGAGAUCCUGUCGGACUCGGUCGCCGACGCCAAGAUGAGCGCCAUCACGUGGAUCAUCAUCAUCCUGAUCGUCAUCAGCAUCCUCGUCACCGUGUCCGAGGUCACGCUCCGGUUCGGCAUGCUCGAGAAGGAGCGGAGCAGGGGCGGCGGUGGCGGGGACGGGGACGGGAUCGGGGGCGAGGCUGCUGCAGCUGCCGUUGCCGCGGUGGCGAUGCCAAAGAGCAGGCUCGAGCUCCGCGACCAGAUUUGGAAGUCCAUGGCCGAGGCCGACAUCUCGCUCGAGGACCUCCGCGCCUGGGGCCAGGGGCUGACGGCGUCGGAGAAGGUGGCCGUGUGCGGGUCCGAUCACGUCGGAAAGACGUUUGCGGGCGUCUAGCUGUGUCCUUUUUUUUUUUUUGUCUUAUUCUGGGUCUACACUUGACUUUGCGCCCCUGUAUCACUACCAUUAACACCACCCCGCUGGCAUACUAACCAGGUUGUAAACUUUUUUAUUCUCGUCUGCGCUUCUUUUGGGCUGGGGGAGGGCUAUUCCGCGAAGAAAUACCAAAUGCUCGGUUUACUAUUUUUGCCCAUUUACUAUUUUAUGACUUUUGCACCUGAGUAGGACCAACAAAAAUAGCUUAUGAAACCGAAAAGUUAAAUUCACAACAG